CCCAGCCAAAAUGCCGACCACCACACAGGUAAGGUCAAAUUAUAUUAAAUUGUACCAACCAGGCUUGAGUCAGCAACUGAGCAUACUUUUUUAUUGCAUUUGCUCUGCCUAUAUAUAAAAGGUAAGCUCCCAUUCCGAUUUCCAUCAAACCAAGAUCCAAACCAUCUAGCACUCUAAUCUUUUCUCCCCCUUUCAACCUGAAACAGAAAUGGCAGUGUUCAAAUUGGAGUCGGACAAGCAAUUCAUCCGAACCUUCAAAGGCGAUCCGGAAUUACAUGUCUUCGAGUAUCUUGACGAUCCCAACGUUUUCGAGAUGAUCCGAGCCAGCAACAACCGCUGGAGACAACUCACCCGGGUCGGCCCGACCGGGGCGGCCCCCUUCAAGGUGCUGGAGGUACUGGGGGUGAGGAUCGGAGGCAACCAAUUGAAGAAUCUGGCCACGGAUUUGACCCUCACGGCUCGAGAUGGCCAAACCUUCCAUCUCAUCGUCAACCAUCAAGGCCUCUGUUUCCUGUACGUGGACAGCUCGCCUGUGAUGCGGCUGCGGGUCAAUGACUAUUUCGGUUGGUCCAAGUACGGGGUCAGCCCCGGGGUUGGUCCGAUCUGGAACAGGUGGGACAUGAGCAACGGCGCCGUUUUGGUGCCGGCUGCGGCGGCUCCUUCGUCCGAUUGCUGGAAGAAGCUUGCGGAGGAGAAGGACAAGCUAUUGGAGAAGAGCAAGGAGACAGAGUCGUUGCUCAGGCAGUCGAUUGCGGACAAGGAUAAGCAGUUGGCUGCUCUCAAGGCCUCCAUGAAAGCCUUGGUGCAGGAAGUGUGACCAAGUAACAAGCUCUGUGGAGUGGAUAUGUAGACUGAAAUAAAUAGAUCUCGUGCGUUGCGGCGGCAGCGAGAUGCACGAAAUCACUCUUUUGCGUUUGCUUGUCUAAAUUUGCUAUCUAUGUAUGAAGAAAGACUGUAAGCUAGCCUACCGUCAUUUCAAUGUUCCUCUGCGUUGACAUUUGGGCAGUUGUGAUCAAGAUCCAAUGCCGGCAAGUUCAAUGUUCCUAUGCAUAUUAAACUAGUUAAACGAAUUGUUAACUCGAUACUGUACUCAUAUAAAUGCAGCAAUUUAUGUCCUACGAGUUCGGGUUUUAUCCUAUCCGAUAAGGCUGGAUUCGGGCGGAUAUCCACGGUUACGGAUAUUUUUGCCAUCCCUAAAGUCAAGGCUUGUUGUUUGCUGCUCUGUUGUGAACCAAUUACGUACCAACAUUUGUCCGGAACUCUGGAUACUUGGAACCUGAAAUAUGUUGAAAGGUAAUGAAGAAAUUGAAACCAG
This is a messenger RNA of Linum trigynum, 1315 nucleotides long. The record is from the annotation of a GenBank genome assembly. NCBI's taxonomy places the organism in Eukaryota, Viridiplantae, Streptophyta, Magnoliopsida, Malpighiales, Linaceae.